Molecule: messenger RNA, 566 nt
Organism: Arabidopsis arenosa
Lineage: Eukaryota; Viridiplantae; Streptophyta; Magnoliopsida; Brassicales; Brassicaceae
Source: the annotation of a GenBank genome assembly
CGAAGAUCAAGAUCUGCAGACAUGGCGGACGAAGCAACUAGAGCUGCUUUUAUGGAGAUUCAAGCGAGCAUGAUUGAACUCACUGGGAAGCUUAAGCAGGUACAGAAUCAGAUGCGCAACAAAGAGGGAGAUAGAAAGCGAGCUUUCUUAACCUUGGAAGAGCUGAGGCCAUUGCCUGAAGAUACCAAUACCUACAAGUCAAUAGGCAAGUUUGUUCUAGAGCCCAAGACAGUGCUGGAGGGUGAACAAGAGCAAAAACUCAAGGACAGUGAGGCUGCCGUUGCUUCUCUACAGACAUCGAAGGAAUACUUGGAGAAGCAGACAGCAGAGGUGGAGAACAACUUGAGGGAGCUGUUGCAGCAAGAACCGGGCAUUGCUCAACAGAUAAUGUCCAUGUCUAUGUAAUUUUUGUAGUAUCCAAACCUUGAACAAAAAAGUAUACUCAACUCUGAGUUUCGUUCUGCUUUGUUAGAGCUUUUGGGAUUGAAACCAUAAGAUGUUCUGUUUUUGAAGUUUGUAACAUUCACAAGUUUUUGUCCGAUCAGAAUUAAAUUAAAGUCUCUUGU